Messenger RNA from Magallana angulata, 1004 nucleotides. RefSeq lists its product as uncharacterized. The transcript is spliced from 3 exons. Lineage: Eukaryota; Metazoa; Mollusca; Bivalvia; Ostreida; Ostreidae. Bases 23 to 721 code for a protein of 232 amino acids. The record is from RefSeq and is a predicted model, not a curated record.
UUAUACCAAAAUUACCAUCGUUAUGUUACAAAGGACAUACGUUAUAUUUCUAAUCAUGUAUAUUUUGUACAACAAGACGACCAGUUGUUUCGAAAGUUUUUACGGCGUGAGAACAAAUGAAUAUCCAAAAACGUCGUGUCAAGAAAUUGAAAAUAUUAAAACCGCCUUAAGAUGUCUGGGAAGAUGCGGGAGCACAAUAGAUAGUAUUGUCAUGAUCAGCCACAACGAGUCCACAAAUACCUGUAUGUGUUGUAAUGACAUCACAGGAAGUGACAUCAUCGGUGCAAAUUGGAACUCAUUUGUUCUAGUUCCAAGGUCUACUGGCUGCACGACCUACCAAUUGACGUCCAACCAAAUCUGUUUGAUGUAUUUCCCAGUUCCGGCAAGAUACUCAACAGCUAAAACCCUUUGUCAAGCGGGAGGUGGGAAUCUUUUUAAGAUUGAUUCCCAGGAAAAAUUCGCCUUAUUCGAGGAUUAUCAUGUGCCGAUUGCCGACGGUGCACUCCUUGAAGUGUGGAUUCAAGGGGAGAAGACAGGGGGUCAAUGGAGGUUUGAUGAUGGCACUCUGAUACCCCACGUGUGUCCCCUCGUCACGGAAAAUAAACCAGCUGAGAUACAUCUCCGGGCUAGGGGCCGUACAGGUUUCGAUUGCCGAGAUGCUGAAGAAAAUGUUCUUUAUCACUAUACAUGUGAAUACCAGCGAUGGAAUUCACACUUAUAAACCACAACAAUCAUUGUGUGAACUUUAUGCGUUGUUUGUUUCUCCUGGCAUAUUUUUGAUACUAGUAUUUGCUGCAUACUUGACGAAUAUUGUUAAUUUAAAAGGUUUCGAAUAUUCAUUAACAUAGUAUCAAUAGUGCGUACAUUAUACAAUUUUCAAAUUUUCAAAAAAUAAAUGGCCAUCUUUAAGUUAAAUGUGACUUAAAGAUGCUUAAUUAAAUGUGGAUAAAAGAAAAUCUUUACACAACCUUUAAGCUAUUUAAAUAUGCUUUAACGUAGCUUAA